Molecule: messenger RNA, 612 nt
Organism: Arvicola amphibius (Eurasian water vole)
Lineage: Eukaryota; Metazoa; Chordata; Mammalia; Rodentia; Cricetidae
Gene: Ltc4s
Product: leukotriene C4 synthase
Exons: 5
Coding region: 66-518 (150 amino acids)
Biological process (GO): leukotriene biosynthetic process
Cellular component (GO): membrane; nuclear envelope; endoplasmic reticulum
Molecular function (GO): glutathione peroxidase activity; glutathione transferase activity; enzyme activator activity
Source: RefSeq, a predicted model, not a curated record
GCCAGUUCUAAGCAGCACACUGGCUGAUAAGAACCUUCCAGCUGACUCUGCCCGUGACUGGCACCAUGAAGGACGAUGUGGCUCUUCUGGCUACCGUCACCCUCUUGGGAGUUCUGUUGCAAGCCUACUUCUCCCUGCAGGUGAUCUCUGCGCGCAGGGCUUUCCACGUGUCGCCGCCACUUACUUCUGGACCUCCCGAGUUCGAGCGCGUCUUCCGAGCCCAGGUGAACUGCAGCGAGUACUUCCCGCUGUUCCUCGCCACGCUCUGGGUCGCCGGCAUCUUUUUCCACGAAGGCGCCGCAGCCCUGUGCGGACUGGUCUACCUGUUCGCGCGCCUCCGCUACUUCCAGGGAUACGCGCGCUCGGCGCAGCUCAGGCUGGCUCCUUUGUACGCGAGCGCGCGCGCGCUCUGGCUGCUGGUGGCGAUGGCCGCGCUGGGUUUGCUCGUCCACUUCCUCCCCGGCACGGUACAGGCAGCGCUCUUCAGAAGACUUCAGGCCCUCCUGCAGAUGGCUUGAGGCGAAGGACCUCCGAGUCAGCGCAACUGGAGAGCAGGGGUGCCCGCUUCCUAAUCCCAGAUUCUAAUUAAAGUUCCCACGACUGUCCCGCCUA